This is a messenger RNA of Sinocyclocheilus grahami, 1380 nucleotides long. Its product is annotated as transmembrane protein 39B-like. The coding region runs from base 1 to 1269 and encodes 422 amino acids. Gene Ontology annotation, cellular component: membrane. The transcript has 8 exons. NCBI's taxonomy places the organism in Eukaryota, Metazoa, Chordata, Actinopteri, Cypriniformes, Cyprinidae. The record is from RefSeq and is a predicted model, not a curated record.
AUGCGGGUCUUCUUUAUCAAUAACGUCCUGUUUGAGCUCUACCUGUUUGCGUGCCAUCUUAUAGCUCUGUUCGUGCAUUAUGUCAACAUCUACAAAACAGUCUGGUGGUACCCCCCCUCACACCCACCUUCACACACCUCUCUAAACUUCCACCUCAUUGAUUAUAAUAUGUUGGUGUUCACCAUCAUAGUGCUGGCUCGCAGGCUAAUUGCUGCCAUUGUAAAAGAGGCAUCACAAAGUGGGAAGUUGUCCUUCCCGCACUCUGUCUUCCUGGUGACGGCACGUUUUGCCGUUCUGACUCUUGUAGGAUGGAGUCUGUGUCGUUCACUUAUUUAUCUCUUCAAGAUGUAUUCGGUACUCAGCCUGCUCUUCCUCUGCUAUCCGUUUGGAAUGUACAUCCCUUUCUUCCGACUCAGCUGUGACUUCCGGAGGGCUGGAUCCAUGUCCCCAUUGGGCAGCAUGAGUUCUAAAGAGGUGAGCAGUGCUGCUUUGGGCCGUGGGGGACGGGACUAUCUGUCCGUCCUGAAGGAAACAUGGAAGCAGCACACCAGUCAGCUGUACAGUGUUCAGCCCAUGCCCACCCACGCCUGCUGUCUGUCUCCUGACCUCAUCCGCAAAGAAGUGGAGUACCUGAAGAUGGACUUCAACUGGAGGAUGAAGGAGGUGUUGGUUAGCUCCAUGCUCAGUGCCUACUACGUGGCGUUCGUACCUGUUUGGUUCGUCAAGAGCACACAAUAUGUAGAUAAACGCUGGUCCUGUGAGCUGUUCAUCCUGGUUUCUCUCAGUACUUCUGUCAUUCUGAUGCGGCACCUGUUACCCCCCCGCUACUGCGACCUGCUCCACAAAGCUGCCGCUCACCUGGGCUGCUGGCAGAAGGUCGAUCCUUCCCUCUGCUCAAACGUCCUCCAACACAUAUGGACAGAAGAGUACAUGUGGCCACAAGGAGUUUUGGUCAAGCACAGUAAAAAUGUUUAUAAGGCCAUGGGCCAUUAUAACGUAGCAGUUCCCUCAGAUGUCUCGCAUUAUCGUUUCUAUUUUUUCUUCAACAAUCCUCUUCGAAUAUUGAACAUUCUUAUAAUCCUGGAAGGUGCAAUGAUAUUCUACCAGCUAUAUUCACUCAUGUGUUCAGAGAAAUGGCAUCAGAUGAUAUCAUUAGCUCUAAUAUUAUUCAGUAAUUAUUAUGCCUUUUACAAACUGCUCAGAGACCGAAUAGUUCUGGGAAAAGCGUAUUCGUAUUCAGCCAGUGCCUCCAAUCAGAAAGUCAGUUAGACAAGGAUAAAUUAUUGUCGGUCAUCACAGAUGAGCAGAAAACAUGCAUGAGAGCUGUUUAUUUUUUCUACAAGUGCAUUUCUGACUUGCCAUAAAAUAAAAAGGAAUCAU